Messenger RNA from Brassica napus (rape), 4669 nucleotides. RefSeq lists its product as uncharacterized. Lineage: Eukaryota; Viridiplantae; Streptophyta; Magnoliopsida; Brassicales; Brassicaceae. The transcript is spliced from 5 exons. The record is from RefSeq and is a predicted model, not a curated record. The coding region runs from base 2030 to 3397 and encodes 455 amino acids.
UCAUACUUUCUAAAACUUUAUGGUUACAAAACCAUUAUAUUUUUAUUUUUAAUUGAAUGCCAUUUUUUCAAAGAAAAAAGAAAAAAAAAACUCUGUUUGACACCUGUUUAAGAGCAUUUUUAUCGCGAGCAAAAAAAUAUUGCUUAUGGCCUGGAGCCCACCAAAAACACAAGCAUCGUCGUUUCCGCAUGCAAAAUAAGCACCGAGCUUUUUUCGUUGCUUGUACUGUUCGCGGGCUCCACCAACACGUGGCGGCCUACGAUCGGUGCGUUUUAAAUUUUUUUUUUUUUUAUUCUGACAAAAAAAAUAUAUAUAUUAAGCAACCUUUCACGGUUGGUGGGAUAAUGAUGUUCUAAGAUGCAUGGUUUGGUUUGGCUAUAUUUUGAUUCAACAAUAUAGCUCAAGUGAGUAAAUAAAUCAACAUUACUCUUUCGCUUAGGGGGUUUGUCACUAGUAGCGUUUUGGACGCUCUCUUUCGGUUAGCGAGGUUGUUACAAGUAGCAUUCUGGAGCCUCUUUUCCGGUUAGAGGGUUUGUUAUUACGUAGCAACUAAAACCCUACGAGUUCCGGUUUCUGCAUCUCUGCUCCUUAUUCCGACAUUGAAGGUUACUUUACUUCGGUCGAAGCCAUGAAGGUCAUACCAAGAGGCUUCAUUUCUCGGAUCAGUCAGUCUCUAUCAACCCGGUCUAUAACCCCUUCAUCCUCCCAAUCUCUUUUUCAUUGUAGCUUCUUUCUCCUCAAACGAUUCAGCUCCGAUGCUGGGUUGCUCGACGUUAGGGAAUCCGAUAUAACCGGGGCUCCGAGUCGGAUCAUCUAGGCGAAACCCGGUGAAAUGUCCCGGAGCUCUAAAAGGACAGGGAUAAUCGCCGUCCAAGUGGGGGGAUGACUGCACUCUGGGACAAAUGGGGAGCUAGGGUUCCUAUUUCUAUCCUCUGGGUCGAUUACAACAUCGUCUCUCAGGUCAAAACUGUUGAGAAAGAAGGAAUCUUUGCGUUACAGAGCUCAAGGUGUGGCGUUGAAAAGGAAGUUGAGAGAGUUUCCUGUGACGGAAGACGCUAUGCUUCCCGUUGGGACUUCACUCGGUGUCCAACAUUUUGUUCCGGGACAGUAUGCCGAUGUCACGGGGAUCACUCGUCGGAAAGGUUUUCAGCGAGUCAUGAAGAGAUUUGAUGCGGCUGGAGGGGAUGCAUCACAUGGUUGUUCAAAGGCGCAACGAACAAUUGGUUCCACAGGUCAAAGAGAUGCUCCGGGAAAGGUGUUCAAGGGACAAAAGAUGCCUGGGAGAAUGGGUGCAGAGGAGAAGUUCCUGGUGCAGAAGGAAACUUUGUAUUCAUAAAAGACGCGUAUUACAAGAAACCAGACAUCUCGAAGCUUCCCUUUCCAACGUACUUAGUACCAGAAGACGAGGACCAGCCAGAAUUAGAACCAUUGGUCGCAGAUCUCGGAGAAGUUGACCCUUUUAUGUUGGCAGAAUGAUGAUGAAAAAGGUCAUGAUCUUGAUCUUGAUUUUGGCUUUAUUUGUAGAGUCACAGAGCUAAAGCCUUUUUAUAUAUUUAUUUAUUUAGUUGUUUGGAUGCAUGAAAUUCAAAAGGAUGAACAGAGAGGAAUUUAGUCUCAGCAUUUGUUAAAAUGGAUCAUAUAUUCUUUGCUUUGCCGGAAUUUGGACCAAACUCGGAACAUAACUGAGGAGAAGUGGACUAAGGGGUUUCCUUCUCCUGUCAUAGUGAGUUUCCUUAAAAUCACUAUAGACUGGUUUAUAUAUAUCUUGUCCAGCAACGUAUAUUCUGGUACUCUCUUGAUCGUCAUCCUCUUGAUGACAAACACAUGACCUUUUCAUUCUCCUCGUCCACCAAAAAACUCACCACCCUCAUCAUAAGAUAUAUAUUACUCAAAUCCACUACUAAGAAUUUGCUCCACGAAACAAAGCGGACACUCUCGGGCACAGAUAUAUCUGUGCCCAUAUCUGAGUUUCAAAAUCGAUGCCGGCGGCUUGAGAGCUUGCCGGCGUCGCCUCCGUUCCGCCGCAACCAUGCUUCUUCCUUUUUUGUUUCUCUUGGAUUCUCGUCCGACUCCUUCGGACCGUCUAAGGCUCACCGGUUCGUCUCUCCUCCCACCAGUGUUUGACGAGACGUUGACCGUCUUCCGUCGUGUUUUGAGCUCCAUCAAAUCUGCAGUUCCGAGAACCACCUCUCCUAGGUCGGCUUCUAGAGCUGUGGAUUGCUCUCUGUCAAAAACAUCAACGCUUACAUCUAUGUAUAAAGACACUCUCCGACAGCACCUCACCCUCUCACCGAAACCGUACCGCACAUCAGCAUACUCUGACGAGUUGGUGACUUGGUCUCAUGGAUCUCCACUCUCCCGCCACCGACGAGAUUUAGUGUCACGACAAGGGUUGAAAUCGAGUCAGCGGCUACAAGCCAGAUCUCAAUUCAUAGGUUACUCUGCUUCUUGGUUCGUCUCAAUCCGUCAGACCUACUCUUCUGCCACCGCGUCCUCUACCAUCCUCGCCAGUACCACCGCUCCUUCCGCUUCACUCGUCGUCACUGCAACCCCUGCUACCAUCCUAGCCACCACUCCCUCCUCACAAGCGGAUGCAAGGUCCAGGUCUGUUCAAUCAGUACGAAUUCAAACCGCCGCCCCCGUGACUCAUCCAAAGUCAACACAACCUCAGCCUCUUCAGCACCGUAUCAAACUCAUACAAAUUGUUUCUGGACGAGAAGUCUACUCUCCGCCGCUUCAACCCUACUGCAGUACAUCCUCCACCGCCAGGACAACAAUUCUGUCGGGUAUGUUUGUUGCAUCCCACAACCUCUUCACCACCGUAAGGUAUUUGCCUGAGUUUAGUUCCUCUCCGUCACGCCGCCGUUAUCCGUACUUCCUCGUCAUAUUCAAGAGCCGUGACCUAAUCAGAAAGACCAAUACUUUGUCUCCAAUGGGCCUGGCCCAUUUUAUGGCUGUUGAGAGCCUUUCACGUCCUUUCAUCCGGGUUCACAUAGCCCAAGUACAGAAUUGGUUCUUAACGGGGCUACAUGGUUUCUUGCUUUAUUAUUCAGCUUCUGGACCAUCUUCUUUGUUCUUCAAUGUCAAAUCAAGUCAUGUUGGACUUUGGUUCUUGGCGAUGCGAUCGCCCAUGGUGCUAACCCUCGAGUUCCAAAAGCUCAAGGUUUUCUCCGCUAUUUCAACGCUCGUCAGAGCUAUUUCCGGCAAACUCCAGUUUAAAGAAAUCAUCGGAAUUGUGAAAGACAUCCGAUCGAUCUCCUCUGGUUUUGCAUCAAUCUACGUUUAUCAUUUUUCUACUUUACCCGCAGUUGUAGCGAAAAAAAGCUCUUCAAGUCUUCUUAUCUUUGUAAUGGACUUCAUGAGUUGGGCCAUCUUUGGGUCCAUUCUCUAUUUCUGAGUUUUUAAUGAAAGUUCUGUGACAAAAAAAAAAGAAUUUGCUCCACGACAAAUCUUUGACCUCAUCAGCCUUAGUAUUGGUCAUCCAUAUCUUCAUCUCUAAUGGACUAUAAUAAACAAAGUUCUGAGAUAACAAGGCAAGUUUCUCUUCUCUGACAACUGAUAGAACCCAGUGGGAUAUAACUUCACCCGCUUCAGAAUCAUCACUCUGAGAAGGAAGAGACAGACGUUCAAAUCUCUCUGUUGUGAAAUCAAAUCUGAGAAUAAAAUUAACCAGAUAGUGCUCUGACUCGGGAUUGAAGACAUCUGAAUCUAACCAGUAACUAUUUCCUUUUAAGUCUUCAUCAUCUGAACCUAACCAGUAGGUAUUUCCCUUUAAAGACACUCCAAGAGAUGAUAUUCUUCCCCGAUUAAUAACAUUGUCAUGAAAAAAUUUCCAUGAAUCAGAGUUAAACUCUGAUAUCUUGCAUAUUUACAUUAUUUUAUCCAUUUAUUCAUGUGCAUUUUCAUCAUAUAGAUUAGGAUUUAGCCAUGUCUAGGUUGCAUUUUGCAUACAUAUGUCUCUAUUAGGUAUUGGAGUACCACAUGGAGUUCUUGGAGAUAUUUGGAUGCGUUUGGAGCUCAAAAGAGGUGAUUAAGGUGAUCAUUGGACGAGCAAUGCAUGGGAGCGACCUACCGGAGCGACGCCAUGAACUCGCUCGCCAUUUACGCUUUGGAGCGACCUCCUAGAGCGACAAGGCGAAGUCGCUCCAGCUCCUAGAGCGACCUCACCACAGUGACACCCAGAAGUCGCUCGGGUUGUGUCGAUUUGAGAGCGACGAACAAGCCGGAAGCGACCUCCUAGAGCGACACCCUAAGGUCGCUCGCGUCUAUGGUUUCUGAGCAAGCCGGGAGCGACGUCUUCAGAGCGACACAGCCAGGUCGCUCGCGAGGAGACGACCCGGGAGCGACGUCUUCGGAGCGAUACAGCCAGGUCGCUCGCGAAGAAACGACCCGGGAGCGACCUCUUGCAGCGACGUGCCGAGGUCACUCCGCGUCGUCUAUUUGGUCGAAUUUAUGAUUUAUCAAGGGCUUUUUGGUCAUUUUAUUAUGCAAGUUUUACACUUUCUAAACCUAUGUUUUAAGGACCUUUUGUAGCCACCGAGGCAGGAAUCUCCUUUCUGGAGAACAACUAGUAAAACUUCUUUUGAUUCAGAUUUCAUUGCUUUCAUCUUGUGUUCUUGUUGAUUUCUUAUCUAUUUCUCUACAUGAUUAAUCUGAAAUCCAAUAUGAG